Beta vulgaris subsp. vulgaris (sugar beet) is the source of this 1210-nucleotide messenger RNA. RefSeq lists its product as hypothetical. Gene Ontology annotation, cellular component: plastid-encoded plastid RNA polymerase complex. Lineage: Eukaryota; Viridiplantae; Streptophyta; Magnoliopsida; Caryophyllales; Amaranthaceae. The coding region runs from base 75 to 1052 and encodes 325 amino acids. The transcript is spliced from 6 exons. The record is from RefSeq and is a predicted model, not a curated record.
CAAGUCUAUAUUUUCACUCCUUCCAUUUCCACUAUCCCCUCCUAAAACCCCUCUCUCCUUCACAAAUCAUCACAAUGACCACCUCCUUCCUUCUUCUCCCCACCCAAUUCCUCCCUCCAAAACCCACAUUUUCCUCAUCCCCAUUUCUCUCUCCUCCACCCACAACCACACUCUCUCUCCUCUCCCCAAAACCCCUCUUUCCUCCCCUCAAAUUAAGGGACUUUCGGGUCUUUUCCGACGACGGUGAUGCCGAUGGAGGAGGUGAAGACUAUGAGAUGGACGAUGAGGAGGCAGAAGAAGUCGAUAAUAAAAAAGAUUUCGAUGUCGAAUACGAGCCACUUGGAGUUGUUCCUAUUGCUGGGAUGAAUGGGGAUGAGGUUAUUCAGGUGGUUCAGAGUAAGAAUUUUGUGUCUACUCAAGGGUGGGACUCUGAAUUGGUGGUUGAUUAUCGGAUUAAUGAGGAGGAGUUUCAUAAGAUUUCUUUGUAUGAAUGUGAUUUCUUUAUUAGAAAACCACCUGACCCUGAUAAUGAUGUCUAUGAUUUCAGAGAGAUGUAUGUUACACCACCAGAUACAGAUGUUUACGCAAUUCCUAAGGUUCUGGCUCCCAUGCCUGAUAAGUACAUAAGAUGUGCAAAGAGUGAUUUUGGAUGCUACAAUGUGACUGAACCACCUAUUGAUGCCCCUCGAGAUCCGAUGUAUAAAUCUGAGAGAGAAAUAUCGAAGGUUUUUCUUACAAAACAUUACAGAAAUCGAAGAUUAAACGACCCAGAAUUUGUUUUGGAUUUUGAGGAAAUAUAUGUUAUCGAUUCAAGAACAAAGUCUAUUACCCGUGGAAAAGUUUUGGUCACAGCUCCAGGAGGGAGAAAAAGGGACAGAAAGAACGAUUUGCUUGUCAUCCGUGAUAAUGGGAACUCUUUCAAGAUAAUUCAUGCAAGUCAAGGAGAUGAUCCAACCACCGUAAUAGAGAGGGAAGAGUGGACAAAAACUAGGCAAGACAUGGAGAAACAUUUGAGGAAGCUACGUGAUUUUAGCAUAUCGAAUUGGAUUUAGAAUCAGUUCCAUUGAUAAGGCAGGCAUCAUAUGUAAUUUUCUUCUGUAAUCACUAAAUGUAAAUCAUCGGGAAAUUAAGUAAACAGUCAUGUUGUGUUACCAAAUCUGAAUCCCAACCAAUCCAAGGGGAACCACUGGGCCCUUUCUUAGGAGUAUCA